GAUGAAAAUGGUCAUGGCUCGAUACCGGUUGCUGAUGUGCAGGAAGCGCUCAGAGUCACAGGCAUUGAUAUUCCAGGCUUCCAAUUUCGAGACCUCAUGAAACGCUUUGGUUGCGGGACCCAUUUGACAUUCAGUGAAUUCCAAGACUUGUUCACCGAAUUACGUGCCGAGAGAGAUCAGGAAGUGAAAAGAUGGAAGGAGCAGAUUGGCUCUGUGACUGGUGCUUAUACGGUAAAAGGCUUAUCCGAGCAAAGCAAUGAGGAAAUUGUGCACACAAUCCGAGUGGAGGAAGAAGUCGCUUUUUCCAACUGGAUCAACAGCAGUUUGAUUAAUGACAGUGAUUUAAAGGAUCUUGUGCCCGUAAAAACCGAUGGUGGCGAUCUGUAUACCAAAGUGCAAGAUGGCUUAAUCAUAUGUCAGAUUGAUUUAAUACACGUGCCUGGAUUGUUCCGACUGCUGCAGAAUGAUGAGACAUUAGAAGAUUUUCGUAAACUUUCACCAGAGCAAAUUCUGAUUCGUUGGGUCAAUUAUCAUUUGUCGAAGGCAGGCGUGAACCGGGUGUUGACGAACUUCACAGUCGAUGUGUCUGAUUCCGAGAUUUAUACGUAUUUGCUAAAUGAAAUUGCCCCGAAAGGAGCCGGGGUUACGUUACAUCCACUUUCUGUUCAAGGUAAUGUAAAAAGAGCGGCAGCGAUGUUGGAUGAGGCGGAUAAGCUUGAUUGCCGUGAAUUUGUUGCUCCAAACGAUGUUGCUCAAGGAAACUAUAAGUUGAAUCUUGCAUUCGUUGCCAAUCUUUUCAACAAGUAUCCAGGACUUCCAGAACCGGGCGCCGACGAGAUAGAAAACAUAGAAGUGGUAGAGGAAACGCGUGAAGAGAAGACGUAUAGGAAUUGGAUGAACAGUAUGGGAGUGAAUCCGUACGUGAACUGGCUCUACAGUGAUCUGAGCAACGGUAUCAUAAUUCUUCAGUGUUUGUUUCAGCUUUACGAUAUAAUCCGUGCUGGAUUAGUGAACUGGAAACGAGUGGUAACGAAGUUUUCGAAAUUGAAAGGGAUGAUGGACCAGAUUCAGAAUUGCAAUUACGCGGUCGAGCUUGGCCGACAGUUGCGGUUUUCAUUGGUUGGUAUACAAGGCAAAGAUAUUUACGACGGCAAUCAAACGCUAACGCUUGCUUUGGUGUGGCAGCUAAUGAGCGCCUACACAUUAACUGUUUUGGCACAGUGUACACAUAGUGGCGAUCGUUUGGCAACGGAUAAGGAAAUAAUUGCUUGGGUGAACCAAAAGCUGGCAUCUUCGGGUCGAACAACACACAUAAGGAGCUUCCAGGACCCGGUAAUAUCAGAUGCAUGCGUUGUUUUGGAUCUCAUCGAUGCAAUCAAGCCGGGCGUUAUCGAUUAUUCGCUUGUAAAAACGGGUAGUGUCCAGGCCAAUUUGGAGAAUGCGAAAUAUGCAAUAACUUCAGGUCGUAAAAUUGGUGCCAAAAUAUACGCUUUGCCGGAAGAUAUCGUUGAGUCACUAAAUGUAUUCGAGCGAGUGCUGUAA
Molecule: messenger RNA, 1542 nt
Organism: Gongylonema pulchrum
Lineage: Eukaryota; Metazoa; Nematoda; Chromadorea; Rhabditida; Gongylonematidae
Source: the annotation of a GenBank genome assembly